Molecule: messenger RNA, 873 nt
Organism: Nicotiana attenuata
Lineage: Eukaryota; Viridiplantae; Streptophyta; Magnoliopsida; Solanales; Solanaceae
Product: replication protein A 70 kDa DNA-binding subunit B-like
Exons: 6
Coding region: 1-873 (290 amino acids)
Source: RefSeq, a predicted model, not a curated record
AUGGCGACCCAAAUUCAUGAUAUCAAGCAAAUUUCAGGCAGCUCAAUGCAAUGGAACCUUAAAGUUAGAGUCGUUCGAAUGUGGGUAAUGCCGGAUCGCUUUAAGCCGGAAAUACCAUAUUCAAUUCAAUUGUGUUUACAGGAUUCUAAGGGUGAUCGUAUACAUGCUUCAAUCAGAAAGUAUGUUCUCAAGUUUUUUAGGAACAAGAUACAUGAACUUCGCUUAUAUCGUAUGAACUACUUUGUCGUCGGACCAAAUAAUCUGAAGUUGAGGACUACGACUCACCACCUGAGGCUAACAUUUACUCAAAAGACAUUUGUUGAGGAAACAAAUGAUCCUUCAUUUCAUAUGAACAUCUUUAACUUGCGCCCUUUUGACAACUUACGAAUCAACAAGAUGUCGAUGAGACAGAAUUGUGUGACAAAGAUAUGGAUAAACUCUACGUUACCACAGUCUACUGAAUUUAAAUCGAGGUUACUUGCAGCACGUCCGUCAAACAUUGAGCGAAUCACUCAAACAAGUUCUCAGCAAAGUUACUCUGUUAGAGAUGAGUUAGACAAAGGAAUUGAAAGUAGUUGUUGGAUUGCUGCAGAAUUGGUAAGUUUGGAACUUGACCGGGGAUGGUCAUACUUGGCAUGCAACAAGUGUAGUCGAAAGGUUGAUAAAGUUGAAAAUAAAUACAUUUGUAAGAAAUGCAAUGAAGAUCAAUUUUCAUGUACUCACAGGUAUAGGCUUCAAGUACGAGUUAUGGAUGGAACCGCUUUUAUCUCAUUGUUGCUUUGGAAUCGAGAGGCUAUGCAGCUUAUAGGGAGGUCCGCAAAAGAACUUAAGGAAAGCUCCCUUGAGGUAUACUACAAAACUUAUUUUGAUUAA